UUGCCAUGGCAGCGGCAGUGACGUGCGAGGCGGAAGCGGCCCCGGGCGGCAUGGGGGGCGCGGGCAGCCUGCUGCCGCGGGAGGCGCUGCGCGAGUACCAGGAGCUGACCUUCCUGAGCAAGCAGGAGAUCCUGCUUGCCUACAAGAGGUUCAGUGAGCUGCUGCCAAAGGAGCAGAGGGAGAAUGCCUGCUCCCUGCGCGUUCCCAAGAGCCAGAUCCUGACGCUGCCCGAGCUGCGGGCAAACCCCUUCCAGCACCGGAUCUGCAGGGUCUUCUCCACCUCAGAGGAGGGGGACGACAGCAUGUCCUUUGAAGACUUCCUCGACAUGCUGAGUGUCUUCAGCGACUCCGCCACCUCGGAUAUCAAAUCCCACUACGCUUUCCGCAUCUUUGACUUCGACGAUGAUGGGACUCUGGACAGAAAGGACCUGGAGAAGCUGGUCAACUGCUUGACAGGGCAAGGUGAGGAGGCCUCUCUGAGCAACGCGGAGAUGGAGCAGCUCAUCCAGAACAUCCUGGAGGAGUCAGACAUUGACAAGGACGGCACCAUCAACCUCUCCGAGUUCCAGCACGUUGUCUCCCGCUCCCCGGACUUUGCCAGCUCCUUCAAGAUCGUCCUGUGAGAGCAGAACUGCUUCUCCGGCUACCACAGCUCUUCAUGGUCUCAGACAUUUCCUCUUCCAGUGAGCAGGGCGGCAGAGGGCCCUGCGCCUCACCAGCCCGGCGGUACCGCAGUGCCUUAGGCAGGACUCCGCUCCUGCUCCCUUCUGAUGCACAGCAGGCGUCUGCAGGGCUCUGCAGCCGAUGAGUGGUCCUGGGACGCUGCCUUGCCACGGUCCUGGACACAUCCACCAGACCAGGAGGCAGCAGCUCUGCUGCCUCAGGAUCAGAUUUUAACCCUUCAUGAGCGCAGCUCUGCGGUGGGUCGGGGCUGGCACAGGGGUGCUCCUGGCUGGGGCCACGCUGCACCGAGCACAGCCCCUCUCACCGCUCACAGUACCAAUUUGUGCCUUCCACUGCUCUUCCUCGGGGCCUUCCUGCACAACAGGGAUUCUUCUGAGAAAUAAUCCACCUCGGAUGCAAUGUCCCAGCAGCGAUGCUGUCCUCUUGCCACUCUGGAGCUGCGCCUCCCUGCUUGCAGGGCUGGCCCCGGGGCAGCAGGAGCCGCAGCCGCACUCUGCCUCAGCAUCAGUGCACUCAGGGUCUGGUUUUCCUUUUCUUUUCCUCUCUGCCCCUCCUCAGGCUUGCAUUCAGCUGUGGCUCUGCAUGCUCUUCCUCUCUGUGCUUUGGAGAGGACAAAUAAAGGGCUCUGGUUUCACCCUC
Messenger RNA from Cygnus atratus (black swan), 1323 nucleotides. RefSeq names its product calcium and integrin binding 1 (gene CIB1). Gene Ontology annotation, molecular function: calcium ion binding. The record is from RefSeq and is a predicted model, not a curated record. The transcript is spliced from 7 exons. NCBI's taxonomy places the organism in Eukaryota, Metazoa, Chordata, Aves, Anseriformes, Anatidae. Bases 6 to 623 code for a protein of 205 amino acids.